GUUCGCGGAAUACGCGCGACUGGGUCGAAUUUUCGCCACGUAACGAUAAAAUUAAAGCGAAACGGUGUCACUUAAUCACAGUGGUGAAUGAAAACAUAGCAUAUUAAUCGUGAUAACCCUGGAAACGCUGCGUUUGGUCGCUGCAAAGUUGUAAAUGGUCAUUGGCACUGGUUUGCUGGAGCUGCUGUUGAAACAUUGUGUAUCCGCAGUGAAUUCACAUCACCUCGUCCUUUUUCACCUAUUACCACAGGUGGAGCAUGAGUGUGGGGUCGAAGGUCUGUUGUGAUGCGUGCUAUUGGCUGUAGGAUGAACCUGCCAGCACUGCUGAAUGGCCUGCUGGUGUCAGUGGUUGCAGCCUUGCUCUGGAAGUACGUUCGCCUGAUUGAACACACGUCACAGCUGGAAGAGGAGCUACAUCUCACACGGCAAUCACAGGAGUUCUCACAGGUGCGUAUCGACUACCACAGUGCCCUGUUAGCACUCCAAGAGCAUGGCACGAGAAUGGUCUGCACUGGCAAGAUGCACACCGACCGCAUCUGCCGCUUUGACUACCUCUGCUACUGCACGGAGGCAGAGGAGUUUGUGUUCUUCCACAGUAAUGCCUCUGUCAUGCUGCCCAACCUUGGCCCUCGACGUUUCCAGCCCGCCCUUCUAGACCUCUCCUCUGUGGAGGACCACAACACUCAGUACUUCAACUUUCUGGAGCUCCCAGCAGCAGCUCUGAAGUUCAUGCCAAAGCCUGUGUUCGUGCCAGACGUCACUCUGAUUAUGAACCGCUUCAACCCUGAUAACCUCAUGCACAUCUUCCAUGAUGAUCUUCUUCCCAUUUACUACACCAUGCAGCAGUAUUCGGACUUGGAUGAUGAGGCCAGGCUUGUCUUCAUGGAGGGCUGGGGUGAGGGAGCUCACUUUGAUCUCUACCGCUUGAUGAGCAGUAAGCAACCACUACUCAAGGAGCAACUGAAAGCCUUUGGCAAACUCAUGUGCUUCACAAAGUCCUAUGUUGGAUUGUCAAAAAUAACAACAUGGUACCAAUAUGGCUUUGUGCAACCGCAAGGACCCAAAGCCAACAUUCUGAUUUCAGGUAAUGAGAUUCGUCAAUUUGCUUCAUUUUUGAUGGAGAGGCUUAACACCACGAGAGAGGAGAAGAUGGCGGACGAUGAUUACAUCGUAGUUUUUAAACGUACUACUAACAGGCUCAUCCUCAAUGAGGCAGAACUUAUUCUGGCUUUAGCCCAAGAGUUUCAGAUGAGGACUGUCACUGUGUCUUUGGAGGAACAGUCAUUUGAUAGGAUUAUCCAAAUGAUUAGUGGGGCAUCUAUGUUGGUCAGCAUGCACGGAGCCCAGAUGAUCACCUCCAUGUUCUUGCCCCGUGGUGCAGCUGUAGUUGAGCUCUUCCCAUUUGCAAUAAACCCGGAGCAGUACACACCCUACAAAACCUUGGCCUCCUUACCUGGCAUGGACCUACAAUACAUUGCAUGGAGGAAUUCUGUAGAAGAGAACACUUUUACAUUUCCUGAUCGCCCCUGGGACCAGGGUGGCAUCAUCCACUUAGAGAAAGAGGAACAAGAACGUAUCCUCGCCAGCAAGGAGGUGCCAAGACAUCUCUGUUGCCAUAAUCCAGAGUGGCUUUUUCGCAUUUACCAAGACACUACUGUGGACAUUCCCUCUUUUCUGGAUGUACUCAGAGAGGCUCUAAAAACCAAGCCUAAUCUCAAGAAGGCCAAAGUGGCUAGCACAGUACAUCCUGGUCGGGUCAGAGAGCCCAAGUGCCAAACAUCAGUACAGGCCACCAAUGAAGCAAAGCUCUCAGUAUCAUGGCAGAUCCCUUGGAACCUGAAGUACCUGAAAGUUAAAGACGUGAAAUAUGAGGUUUGGAUCCAGGAGCAGGGAGAGAACACAUAUAUGCCUUACAUCCUUCCCCAUCAGAACUACACCUUUUCAGAGAACAUCAAACCCUUUACCACUUAUCUAGUAUGGGUGCGCUGUAUUUUUAAUAAGAACCUCCUUGGCCCAUUUGCAGAUGUUCUUAUAUGUAAAACCUGAUUCAGUUAGCAGAACUCAAACGUUACAUUGUUGUUAAUAUAGCCAUUGGAGAAAUAUUUUUAGGAUUAUUUAUCUUGAGCUAUCCUGAGGAUGAUAUAGUGUGACAUAGGUGAUUUUUCAACCUCUGUGUUUUUCACUUGAUUGUUCUUCACAGUCCUUAUGGAGAGUCAGAGAAAAGUAAGAAAGUGGACUGCAAUGAAGAUUAGAAGGGAAUAGAAUCUACAGAACUGCCAAUCCAUUUAGAUUAAGAUCACCAACCAAGAAAAGUUCUCACUGGCUUUAUUUAUUUAGAAAUGUAGUGUAUUAUGUAAUUCAAAUUUGUAUUUAUAAUUCCAAGGCACUGAUUUUGGCUGACUCCUGACUCUGUUUGUUGACAGAAAUACUGUGAACUUUGACAUAUUUUCUGUGACUCAGUUGACUUGAACUGGAUUGUAUGUGACUGUGAGUGUACCCUCUACUUCUCAAGGUUUUGUGUUAUUUUGUUGGUGUUGUUUUUUUAUUUAUAUAUUUGGAUUAGGAAAUAUAGAGUGAAGUAAUUGCAAGUUAUUCAGUACAAGAAAAAAAGAAUGUCAAUUUGUAGAUAUACAUACUGAUGGGCUGCAUAUAGAUAGAUUUAUUACUUUUUUAAUCCAACCAGCCUCAAAACCACUAAUAUUUAUUUAUCAGAUUAAAAGAGAAUAUUUAUAAUUAUUAGCCUAUGAGGUAUUUCAUGUUCAUAAGGUUAAUACAGUAGGUGUGCAUCACAUGUGUUGUAUUCAUUGAAUGUGUGAAUUCAGUAGAUCUAUGAUGAUUGGGAUGAAGUUGCUGAGAUAUUGUGUUUGGAAAUCAUUUUGGUUAUUUUGGUGGCAUGUCAAUAAUGAGCUGUAUACAGAGUAUUUUGGUGCAAUGAUAGUAUGGAUGAUGGUAGCAGUGUAGUGAUUACAGAUCUUGGCUGGUAAUGCUAAGGAAUUAGAUUCCAACCUAGUACAAACUGUAGAGUUUUUGAGUUGUACUAGUUUCGGUUAAAAACAUUUGCUAAAUGUCAACUAAAGCUGUAACAAUACUUGGAAAAAACCCUCUAUGACUGCAUAAGACUUACAGAAUGCAAAAUUGAAGAUGUUUACUGAGUAGUUGUUUCGUAAACAAACCACUGUUGAAAUGUGCUUCUUAUGUCCUGUCAUUAAAAAAAAUAUUGAACAUACAAUAUCUAUAUUGCAGACUGCUCUUGUGGAGGACCAUGCACCAAUUUCUGUUGCUAAAGAUAUUGUCCAUGUCCUUUAUAUGUCUUAUCUGCACAAAGACCAGCUUUGUUGUGCAGGUUUAUGGAUUAUUAAGAUGGAAAAAAUGUACUUUAUCUCUGCAAAUUAUUUAUUGAAGACGUCUCUGGAAUGCUAUACAUACUUCAGCCCAGAUUUGUCAAGGGUUCCACUGUGCGUUUGAAAUUUUACUUCAAAUUCAACAACCAGUCACAUGCCUUUUUUUUUUUUUUUUUUUCAUCUAUAUGGCCUCUCAGGUCAUAUGUAUUGAGGUUAUAGUUUCAGUCUGUCCAUCGCUUUCUGAACAUUCUACUUGAAAUGAAAAUCAAUUGAAUUGAUGCUUAAGUAGAUUAAACCAAGAACAUUUCUAAUUUAAAUUUGCAAACCUCAGCCAUGCUUUUUAUUAGCAUAACUCUGUUUUGAUGGUAAUUUUAUUCAUGUUAAGUAUGCACAUAAUAAAUUAAUUGCUUGUAAUACAAAAUAGCAGAAAUGGCUUGCGCAUAUAAUCAGAGAGAGAAAUUAUCUAGCAUCAUAUUUGAAGUACUGUAUCAUAAUUUCACUCUGAGUUAAGAAUAGAUUGGUCAUGGUUGUAAUCUUUUCUGUUUCACAGUCUCUCAUUUCAGUCAUUAGAAUGUAGUUUAAACAUAGAAAGGUAAAGAUGUAUGUAGAAUGUGUGGCUGUAGUCUUCAUUACUCUUGUAAACUUUCCCUCUGCCAGUUGAUGAGAUUUGCCAUUAUGUGCCACUGGAAUGUCAUAAAUCAUUUUUUUAUCACUUUUUAAAUGUGCAAUUCCUCAGAUGUCUUUGUGUUGUCUUGCCGCAAUUCUUUACGAGACUCAAUGCUAACAUCAUCAUUUAUCAUUAUUGUUAUUAUCUAAAGUUAACAAAUUCAAAUGUAUUUUCUUUUGUUUAUUUAAUGUCAUGUUAUUUAUUUUUAUUUAAUUAUUUCUGAACAUUGCAGAAGUGCUGAGUUCCAUAUCUUGACUUGAUCGUCUUGUUAGCAACUUAUUACUCCAACGGUCAUAAUUGAAAAAAUAAA
Molecule: messenger RNA, 4318 nt
Organism: Myxocyprinus asiaticus (Chinese sucker)
Lineage: Eukaryota; Metazoa; Chordata; Actinopteri; Cypriniformes; Catostomidae
Product: protein O-linked-mannose beta-1,4-N-acetylglucosaminyltransferase 2-like
Exons: 2
Coding region: 286-2046 (586 amino acids)
Biological process (GO): protein O-linked glycosylation via mannose
Cellular component (GO): endoplasmic reticulum
Molecular function (GO): protein binding; protein O-acetylglucosaminyltransferase activity
Source: RefSeq, a predicted model, not a curated record